Drosophila arizonae is the source of this 4623-nucleotide messenger RNA. RefSeq lists its product as uncharacterized. The record is from RefSeq and is a predicted model, not a curated record. Lineage: Eukaryota; Metazoa; Arthropoda; Insecta; Diptera; Drosophilidae.
UUAUUUUUUUUGACGUGUUCACUACAUUUAUCAUUUAGCAUACAAAACUACAAAAUUUGAAACUGUUCAAUACGUAAUAGACCAGCUACCAUAGCCUAAGAAGGGACUAUGCUAUGGUAGAUUGCUUGUGAAAACGGUUGGCUAGUUGACAAAAUUUUGGUUUAACAUGGGGGCCACCGGUCAAAAGCGUAAGCUCAGCUUAAAGGAUAUAUGCAAACUAAUACGUCUUUAUCGAGCCAAUGAUUGCCUAUGGAAUCCCAAAUCGUCCAGCUUUCGGAAUUUGGAGAUGAAAGAGAGAGCCUGGCAACGCAUUUCCCAUUUAUUCAAUAACGGAUUAAGCGCCGAUGCAAUUAAAUUGCAAAUAUUAUCGUUACGUUAUUAUUUUGCAACCGAAAUGUUAGCCAUCAAACGUUGCAAACUGGGAGGAUAUCCGCAUGUGCCGAAGCAGCCUUAUUUCAAAGAACUGCAGUUUCUCAAGGAUGCGAUAGAGCCCAGUGUUAGUGCUAAGGCUAUUGAGUCAGAGGUGCAGGAUCAAAUCAAUUGCAUUGUUGAGGAUGCCUUUCUGUUGAGCAACAGCGAGAGCAGCAUUCACAGCGAGCAAGUUGAUUUUCAUAUCCCGUCAUCAAAUGAAUAUACCUUUGCAAAUCCUGGGCUACAAUCGCACGAUUCAGAACCCAGGCAGUUACUUUUGCCGCCGUACGAUAUGGAUGCAACGAUACUGCUGCCAAUACGUUGUGAAUCCGGCUGCGAUCGCUGGCAACAGGCAAGCUACUAUGAGGAUGAAGAUGAGAACUAUGUAAGACGACCAAGUGGAUCAGAAAAUCCAAACGAACGGAAUCAAAUUUAUGGCUAUUACAGCAGUCAAAGUGUCAACAAUGAACAUUGUAGUCGAAAUCGUAAUAGCCAAUGGGCUCUAGCGUAUGCACCCCAAAUGAAUGCCGAUUAUAGUAAUACAUUAAAUACGAAUAUGUAUGCCGAAGUCACCUAUCCGAAAUGCGCUUGUGCACCCAAGAAAAAAGUGCUCACGGGUCGAUACAAAAUCAAGUCGAAAUCAACAGACGGCUAUUACGAUGGUGAGGGCUUUCAAAGAUUUGUAGAACCCAUUGCGCAGAGGUUACAAUUCAGAUGUACUAAUGAUGCCAACUAUAAUACUUCAAGUGAUUAUCAUCGUGAGAGAUGCUAUCGCAAUGUCAGCCGGCACACAUCGGGUGAUGAGCAGUUAACGCCAUGUAAUAAGUGUGUUGGUGUCAAUUGUCAAAUCAAUUAUGGAACUUAUCCGCCACUGGAGGCUGAUUCGGCUGGUUAUGAUGCCUAUCCGCAGAAAGAUUAUGGAGCCGUUUGUGGCUAUAAUCGAAAUAACCGACAAAUGACAGACAAGGCGAAUGAUCCAUUAGCAGACGAUGAACCGGAAGCUUUUGUAGGAAUAUGCAAUGAAAGCAAUUGCCCUAAAUCACAAUUCUAUAAGCAAGCAGCCCAAAAUUUGGAAAAUAAUGAUUAUCAGAAUGACAGAGUACCUGCUCAAAUCAAGCAUAGACCCUGUGACGACAAUCCUGAUUAUGGCGACGAACAAUACUGCAGAAAUAAUCCAGAAAUGCAAGAUCGUGAGUGUGAGCCGACUGGGAAAUGUAGGAUUGGUCGACAAGACUUGUCUAAAGCUACACCAGCAGAUGACUCGGCACGGCAAACCUCAUCUAAUCGGCCAGGAAAUCAGCGUUCAAAGAAAAAGUACUGUACGAAUGAUAAAGAGAGACUAAGGAGUCUUAAUAAUGAGAACGUGAUACUCUGUCCGUCAUCAAAGCAGCCACAAGUUGAAAAUGAUGAGUCUAAUAGGCCGAUGCAACAAACUGGAGAACCUGGCUUUGAAGCUAAACAAGCUAGAAGCCCGCGUCGUUACCGUGAUGAGGAAAAUACCUCAACACCAAAGCGUCAAUCACUGGACACUGCACGGACUAGGGAGGACAAUAAUUCACUUCCACAAACAACGGCCCAAAAAAGUCGUAGGAACAGUGCUCAGCAGCAACAGACUUAUUCAAUGGAAACAGUACCUGAGGAUGCUCAGCAAGGGAAGUUUGACACAAUGUCUAAUGAUUCCAGAGGUGAUAAACUAUUACUUGAACCAAGUAAUAGGCAACAAUCAGAACCGGAGUACGAUCGCAGCCGAGACAACAAAGGAAUAAGCGGUGAAGAAUACAAACUAAAUCAUUCUCAAAGACAACGUGAAAAUAUUUGUAGAUGCUCGAAUUAUCAAUCGGGAAGGAGUACUCGAAAAAAUCAAAAUUAUACUUCAUAUCCAGUAAGUAAUACCCAAAGGAAUUACUAUGAAGUAGAUGCAGAUUAUGAUCGUGUCAACGGUCGAAGCCGCCAGGAAGAUUACAGAGAAAUCCGAGCAUAUAAUCCUGAUACUCCUGAAAGGUUCCAGAGUGAUCGUAGUAACGUCCGCAGUCGAAGCAAUGAUAAUAAUCGUCCUAGAUCUCCAACAACUGAUAAUUAUAGAAAUAUGCCAGAGUAUGAUUCUGAUAUGCCUGACAGAUUUCAGACUGGUUCAAGGAACGACGGUAGACGAACUGAUGAUAAGUAUCGUUCCAGACCUCUAACAAAUGAGAAUUAUAGAGAUAGGCCAGAGUAUAAUUUUGAUACGCGUGAGAGAAUGCAGACUGGUUCUAGAAAUGAUGGUAGACGAACCGAUAGUAAUAAUCGUUCAAGAGCUUUAAGAAAUGAGAUUUAUGGAGAUAUAACUGAGUAUGAUCCUAACAUGCCUGAGGCCGGAGAAAGAAAGUAUACCUAUUGUUACAGUGGUAAAUACGAUCAUGCUAAAGAAUCAGCAUAUACAUCUCCUAUAUAUAAUAAUGACGUUAUUGACGACGAUGAGUAUAAUGCAUGCGUUCGGCAAUGUUUACCUAAAAAAUAUCAAAGCACUGACUAUAAUCGCAAAGCCUAUAACGAUGACAAUGUGCCGACUGUUCAAGAAAACUUCAGGGGAAAUGGUAAUUCGAAUCUGAAAUAUGAGGCCGAAGAGAAUGGCUAUGAAAGACAACAGGGAAAUCGAAUCGAUGAGUAUACUGCCUGUAAUUCUGAAUGUCCGGUUCAUCAGGAGAAUUCAAGGUACACUCGAACGUAUCAAAAUGAAGAACCGGACUAUCAGAAUCAACAGGCACCUCAAGAUAAUCUGUAUGUGGCUUGCCAUUCCGAAUGUCCGUUUCGCCAGGAGGGGUCCAGGUACCAAGAUUGUAACUCUCGAAAAUAUCAGAGGGGAGGAAAUAACUAUGAUAAUGAUCAGAAGAUUCGAGCUGAGGAGUAUGCAACAAGUCCGUCUAAUCAAUAUAAGGAAGACUAUGGAAAAACAUAUGAGAACUUUAAUAAUCAAAACGACGUUAAUCAGGAUUGCCAAUGUGAAGAAAGUCUGCUACCUGUACAUAACCAGAGCACAGUGGAGCACAUUACAGAUGACAUCAAUGUGAUUCGGUACAUUGAUUGUAUACCAGAGAAAUGUCCGGCUCAACAGGCAAAUUUAGGAAAUACUGUGGAAGAAAUGCUAGAUUGCGAAUGUCCCACAGACGAGGAAGAACUACAGAAAUCAAAAGCCGACCAAGCUGAAGUGUUUAAGACGAACAUAGUUUGUCAGUGCGAGGCAGCCGUUGAGACUGAUCUUGAUAUGUCCUUACAUGAUAGAAAUACUCCACGAAAAGAAAGUGCAUGUGAAUGUCCCGAAGCAGCCGUAAAUGCGACAGUGGUGUCGCAAAACGGAAUUGAGGAGAAAAAUUACAAAUCAAAUGACGGCAGUCCGCUAAAUCAAAAGCCCCGCCCACCAAAGGUGAUCAGAAGAAAGAUUUGUUCAUGCAAGCAGGCUGUUUUAUUCAAAAAUAAAAACCUUAAAUCGACAAAUGGAGGGACAAAACCUGAGACUUCUAAGCAAAGAUCUAGCUCACCGGCGGGUACGAAAUCUCGUCCAUCUAGCAAACGUCAAAGUCGUGUGGAGGAUGAUAACUUAAGCAAAUUCCAGGGUCACGGCGGCCAACGAUGCAAUCAAAUUUUUGGAAUACAUAACGGCGGCAAGAACAUUAGUCUAGGUGCCAAAGAACACGGUUAUAGUAUACAGGAACAGACAGUUAUAUCUCAACCAUGCGAUGGCAUGUCCAUGAUAUGCUCAUUUGAAGUGCCAGCCAUAUUGGCGGAGAAGACAAUAGAUGUGCUGAGCAAUCACAUCGCUAGCAACGCGCCGCCAGACGUUGAUGUGAAGCCUGCAGGCUCACGCAGGAGUUUGCCAGGAGAAAUGCCACCGAAGAAUGGCGGAUCUGGUACUGAGACGUCAAACUUAGGCUGUCGGUAUAGAAGUAAUCCAUUUUUAAAACUCAACUACGAGGUCUCCAAAGGCAAUAUAAUUGUAUGGCAUCCUCCGGCCCAAGGCUUUCGAGCUUCGAAGAAUUCGUUCAGCAUGAAGGAUUGUAAGAUUGACAAUAGCCAAGCUUCAAAGUUGGAUAAAUCAACCCCACCAUUACCAACCAGAUAGAAAUACGAUCAGCAAUGCCAACCGAAAGCCCAAUCUAAACAUAGCUUCAGUUCCUUUACACAUAUCACAACCACAACCCAACCAAACAUAAAAUGUUAUUCAACAACUAAAAAAAA